Molecule: messenger RNA, 4486 nt
Organism: Hyla sarda
Lineage: Eukaryota; Metazoa; Chordata; Amphibia; Anura; Hylidae
Gene: NID2
Product: nidogen 2
Exons: 21
Coding region: 78-4115 (1345 amino acids)
Biological process (GO): cell-matrix adhesion
Cellular component (GO): basement membrane
Molecular function (GO): calcium ion binding
Source: RefSeq, a predicted model, not a curated record
UCCUCCCUGGGAAGCUGGGGUCGGAUGGUCCCGGGUCAGAAUCGCUGCAGUCAGUCGCGGUGCUCUCUGUUCUCACCAUGCGGUUGUUCCCUGCGCUGCUCGUACUCUGCCUCCUGGCCUCCGCCGCCGCUAUCUCCCGGCAGGAACUCUUCCCGUACGGAGAACACCGGGGGGAUCUGCUGCUACCGGACGGGGACGACGAGACCUCCGAGAUCCUGCAACUCGCACAGCCGCUUCUCUUCUACGAGGCGGAGUUCAAAGAGCUCUAUGUAGGGACCAAUGGAAUCAUCUCCCCUCAAGACUUUCCCCGAGAGACACAGUACGUGGACGACGGCUUUCCCACUGACUUCCCAGUGAUCGCCCCGUUCCUAUCUGAUAUAGACACAAGUAACGGUAGAGGGAAGGUUUACUACCGACAGGACAAUUCCCCUGAGAUCCUCAGCACUGCAGCCAGACAGAUCGAGAGGGGCUUCCCAGAGGCGGCCUUCUCCCCCAAUAAUGUUGUGUUGGUGACCUGGGAUAACGUGGGGCCCUACGAGGAGGUGACCAGACAUUCCGAGUCUUCCAAUAAGUUCAACACAUUCCAGGCCGUGCUGGCGUACGAUGAGUCCGACUCCUAUGCCAUAUUCCUGUACCCAGAACAUGGACUCCAGUUUUUUGGGACCAGGCCUAAAGAGUCAUACAAUGUCCACCUUGAGCUUCCAGCCCGAGUGGGAUUUAGCCGAGGAGAGUCUGAAAUGUUGAAGAGAGAAGCUCCUUUCUAUAGCGUCACCAGCAGUGAACAAUCUGUGAAGAACCUAUAUCAAUCAAGUAACGUUGGGAUACCGGGAGUUUGGGUCUUCCACAUUGGUAGCAUUUCGGAAUUAGACAACGUGAUACCGGCUAAAGCGUUGACUAUCCAUACCCAAGAAAGGUUCAUUCCACUCAUAAACUCCCACAAUGACUUUCCCGAAAACCAAGGACAAGAAAACGGGGAGAACAACUACGAUGAGAUUUACGACGAUGCGGAUGGAGACUACUCUCCCGGCCUCACCACCGAGCAGCCCACCACCGACAACACGAACGUCGGCUUCCUGGACAUCGAUGAUCCCGCCACGCGUGUUAAUGGCGAAGAGGUGGAACAGGAGUCUUUACCCUACGACCCGUCCAACAACCCUCUACCGCCAUCUCAGGAGGAGCCUAGCUGGACUCCACACGGUAGAAGUAACCCCUUGGGGGAACCUCACAUAGAGCCUUCGGUUUAUCACAAUCUGGGCAACGAACCGGCCUACAAUACCAGAGAAGAUCCGAGAAACGAAGACGUCACCGACAUCACGCCAGGUCCGCCGGUCAAUCCACAGAAUUCUGACGACGUCUAUAGGAGAGGUCGUAUCUAUGGAUAUGAUGAGGAGGGUGGCUUUGACACCGAUGUACUUACUUUUAACCCCGUGAGUCGAGAGACCUGUGAGAGGAAACCCGGCUACUGCUCGCAAUACGCCUUCUGCACGGACUACGCUACCGGAUUCUGCUGCCACUGCCAGGACAACUACUACGGCAACGGAGUGCACUGCUUACCCAAAGGUGCGCCGCACAGAGUCAACGGCAAAGUAAGUGGACACCUUCUCGUGGGACAGACGCCGGUCAGCUUCGAUGCCAUCGACCUCCACGCGUACAUAGUUGUGAAUGACGGCAGAGCGUACACCGCCAUCAGUCAGGUGCCAGAGCCCGCCUCCUGGUCGCUGACUCCGUUAACGGCCAUUGGAGGACUCUUUGGUUGGCUUUUUGCGCUGGAAAAACCUGGACAUCAGAACGGGUUCAGUGUAACCGGAGCGAAGUUCGUCCACAACAUCGAAGCCGUAUUCUCCCCGGGCGAUGAAGUCGUCCACAUCACACAAGUUGCAGAUGGUUUUGAUUCAGAUAACUACAUUCAUUUAAGAACAACCAUUAAAGGGAAAAUUCCAUUCAUCCCCGAGACAUCGACUGUCCAGAUUAACCCUUACUAUGAAAUCUACCAGUACUCUGGUUCAGUGGUGACGUCCACAGCUUACCGCGAAUACACGGUGACAUCGGCCGAUAAUGAAGUCCAGAGACUGUCCUACCGCCUGAAGCAGAACAUCACCUAUCAGGACUGCAGCCACUCGCAGAGGUUCCCCCCCACUGCCCAGAAACUCGCCGUGGAUCGCAUGUUUGCCCUGUACAACAAGGACGAGAAGGUUCUCCGCUUUGCCAUCACCAGUCACAUCGGAUCGGUUCACGAUUCUUCUCAGGAGCAAACGCAGGUCAGCCCCUGCUACGAUGGGACCCACGUGUGUGACACCCGAGCCCAGUGCCAGCCCACGUCAGGACUGAACUACACCUGCGCCUGCGCGUCCGGCUACCAGGGAGACGGCAGAGACUGCACCGAUGUGGAUGAGUGUGAGGUCGGACUCGCCAACUGCGGCCGCAACACCCAAUGUCUGAACCUACCCGGAAGCUACAGAUGCGAAUGUCAGCAGGGUUACGUGUUCUCAGCGGACGGACAGAACUGCGUGUUGGGCGGUUCUUUCGGGAAUCCCUGUGAGGACGGUACCCACACUUGUGACGUAGCCACUUCUCAGUGUGUUCCACGUGGUGACGGUGUCUUUACAUGUGAAUGUUUCCCGGGUUACGUGAGGAGCGGACAGACUUGUAUCGAUGUGGACGAGUGUACGGAGCGCAGGUGUCACCCAGAUGCUACGUGCACCAACCUCCCCGGGACCUUCUCGUGUCAGUGCAACCAGGGCUACACGGGGGACGGCUUCCAGUGCGCACAGGCCCCAGAUUACAGACCCCCCCUUCUCUCUUGCCUCGAGAAACGUCGCAGCCUCCUGGGACCUUCCCAACCCCGAGGUCCCCGUCCCGGACUCUUUGUUCCCGAGUGCGACUCCGAAGGGAAUUACGCCCCAGUGCAGUGUCAUGGCAGCACAGGGCAUUGCUGGUGCGUGAACAAAAACGGAGAAGAGAUCGAAGGUACAAGAACGGAACCAGGCAGAGGACCCCCGAAAUGUGGAGUGCCAGAACCCACCCAGAGACCCCAGACCAUGUGUGAGAGAUGGAAGCAGAGCCUGCUGGAUCACUAUGGAGGAAGCCCCUCUGCAGAGCAUUACAUCCCCCAGUGUGAUGCCUACGGUGAUUUCACUCCUCUACAGUGUCACGGCAACAGCGGCUAUUGCUGGUGCGUGGAUAAAGAUGGCCGAGAGGUUGAUGGGUCCCGGACGCAACCAGGAAUGACCCCGGCCUGUUUGCCCAGUGUAGCUCCGCCCACAGUACGGCCCACCCCUCGUCCGGAUGUGGUUGCUCCAACUUCGGGAACCUACCUGUUGUACGCGCAGGGUCAGCAGAUCGGAUACUUACCGCUGGAUGGCGUCAAAUUCCGUAAAGAUAAAGCGAGGACGCUGCUGUCACUCCAUGGCUCCAUAGUGGUCGGCAUCGAUUAUGACUGCCAGGAGAAGAAGGUGUACUGGACCGACGUCGCCGGGCGCACCAUCAGCCGAGCAAGCUUAGAGCCUGGGGCCGAGCCUGAAGUCGUCAUCAGUACAAAUCUGAUGAGCCCCGAGGGCCUGGCCAUAGAUUACCUGCGGAGGAACAUGUACUGGACGGACAGCAGCACCGAUAAAAUAGAGACCGCGCGACUGGACGGGAACGAUAGGAAAACGCUGUUCGACACCAACCUGGUGAAUCCACGCGCCAUCACCAUCGAUGCCGUGCGAGGGAACCUCUACUGGACAGACUGGAACAGAGAGGCCCCUAAGAUCGAAACCUCUUUUACCGACGGAUCAAACAGGAGGAUUCUGGUCAAUGACAACAUCGGGUUACCCAAUGGGCUGACCUUUGACCCGUUCUCCAAGCAGAUUUGUUGGGCAGAUGCAGGAACGAAAAAACUGGAGUGUAUAUCGCCCAACGGCAGCGGAAGACGAGUGAUCCAGAGUAAUCUGAACUAUCCCUUCAGUGUGGUGACCUACGCCAAUCACUUCUAUCACACAGACUGGAGGAGGGACGGUGUUAUAUCUAUAAAUAAAGAUAACGCUCAGAUCACAGAGGAAUAUCUCCCGGAGCAGCGGUCACAUCUGUAUGGAAUAACAGCGGUCUAUCCUUAUUGUCCUUCUGGAAGGAAGUGAUGACAUAAGACUCAGUGACCAAAAGAAGCCGCCAUUGAGGAAUCUUCUGCUCCGGUCCCGUUAACCAGGAUCAAGAAGCCGAACGAGCGACUCAACAUAUACGGCAGCGAAGUGAAAAACAGAUUUCCAUACAAAAAAAAAAUUCUAAAAAAGUGUAAAGUUUUUUUUACCUCAGUUUUUACUACUGUAUUUUUCAAAGAAAUGUUUGUACCUGUAAAGAUGGAUGAGAGGCGUCCAGUAACCUGUUUAGCCGCGGAGAGCGCGCAGAAGUAUUGUCACACACCCGUCAUUCUCUCAGGCCAAAGAGGUUCAUCUGAACUGUUCUGCGUUUACUGUAACUACAGAUUUUAAUGGUGCCGAUUUUUUUUUUU